AUGGUCAGCAAGCUAGCAGUUGGGCUUUACCUAUCCAGAGGGCAAGAGUUUGCAUCUCGUCCGGAGUUCUUGUUUUUACAAAGUAAUACUCGAAAAAGGCCUGUAUUUUUUGGACCUGAAGACCCCGAUCCAGAACGACCGUCGGCUGAGCACCGGCUCGAUGCACAGUAUCAGGAUUUUUAUUUUGCCAAGGUGCUGCUCGGCGCUGCAGAGAUACCAGAGCCAUCACUGAAGUCUGAAAGGGACCAAACGCCAACUGGCGCGGGGAUGUCGCCCGUGGGCCAAUCUGAUACGGCGGGCACCCUGACCAAUGCAGGCAUACAUGUGUUGGUGCGAGGCUGCACGCAUCAGGUGUCUGGCACCUCAAACACGCCGACCCUUGAUUUAUGUAUAAAGUAAAGCGGGUCAAAUCAAGCUAUGCUGGUUAAUGAGUUGAUCUUGCGACUUGGUGCUUCGGAGCUGUCGGGAGUCGUAGAGAAAAUGAGAAACUCUCCAAGGCUAGAUUAGAUGCUCAGAAUGCGAACUCCUGGAGACCAGGAGAGAACUGUCGACGCAGGCUUCAGGGGGAGGUGCCCGCAUGUACUCUGUACACAACAGGGAGGGUCGCAGGUGGCGCGCCCGCUAGCCUCUGACUGGUCAUACGAUAGUGGGAGUUGUUCCAAUGAGAGAGCUGGUUCAGCUAGCCAACCAGUGGACUAGGGAGCUUUCUAACCCGUCCGUCACUAACAUCUCGAGCCGGGUUCGGCUGGGAGUUGGUUCAAAACCCAAAAAGCUAAACAUGAUCCAGGCUAUACGGAGCACAAAGUUCGCGAUUUAGCGCUUGAUAAUGCCGAUGGCUUGGUAUCAGAUGCUCAUCACAAAAAGGCCGAGAUGGCAGACAAGCUGACACGCCUAUUAUUAUUCUUAUUAUUACCGCACUUUGCAUGUUGUUAGAAUCCAGUCGUCUUUUGCUGUAUUGCUGUUUUAAACAACAAGAGAUUUAACAUACAAAGAGUGCUCCGUAUACGGAGUGAUCUAUUCUGUGCCGUUGCGCGCAACUCCACCCAGGCCCAGGGCCAAUUCCAAGAUCUCGAUCAGACCUUGCCAGCCGCAAAAAUGGGUCGGCCCGUUCCCUUGUUUCCAGAGGGCUGCCUGCGUGGUGCGAUUUGCCGGUUAACGAGCCGACGACCUUUUGGGGUGAAAUUCGUUGUGGUGGUUGUGGUGGUUUGUUGUCGUUGUUGUUGUUGUUCGGUUCUGGAGACAAGUCGACAUCCGGUUUCGUUCCAUGAGUUAUUAUUUAUUACCUCAACAAUCGCAUUCUAACUUCAUAUUCUACACAUUCUACACCUGUUAUUCCACCCGCCAAUUCAACAUAGUCGACUAUCCCUGGUUUCUACAGCUCACAAGGCGUAUUUCCAUCACUCACCGGGCUGGCUUCUUACUCUUCUGGCACGAUCUCCACUUGCUAGUCAAUUUAAUGUUGGCGUGGGCAGAACGUCAGAUAUCAGGAUAUCUCAUGUCUCUUUGGACUACGGAAUAAACAUGCCCUACUUAUCACUAACAUCACUUUAUUCUCUUCAAGUGGACCCCUGGCCUUCAGGGGGGCCCUUGACGAUGCUCUCCGUAUCGCUAAGUUAUUCGACAAAGUACGGAUAACGGAGUAUAUGCGUCAUCGACUGUCCUUAUUCGGCUCUUCGGAAUCAGACUAUCAACAGGAAAUCCACAAAGCAUUCAUUCAUCACUACUCCGUACUAACUAUCCACACUCAUAAUCCCACCUCCGCCACAAAAAAAGCAAAAAUACACGCUUCACAGGGACCUGUUUCCCGCGCAAACCCGCGUGACUGAUCUCCAAGGCUAGUGGCCGGGCUAGUUGAGUCUCUAUCCCUGGAUUUCUGGAUGAGGCGGCGGGGGGAGCGUUCAGCUCAGCACUGAAUUAGCGGAAAAGUAUCUCAAGAACCAAAAAGAAAAAAAAAAGAAAAAGCAAUUAUCCAUCCCCAGGGGGCUAGAAAACGGACGAAGAACGACAAAGGACAAAGCAGAGCACCAGCCUACUGUUUUGAAAACGCGCUUGCGACAAGAAUUAUCACGGAGAUAAAGUUAAACCAGAUCGAAUCAUGAAUGCCGCCUGCAUGCAUGUGCCCAUUUAGGGAGCAUAGUUGACCAACUGGCUGGGCCGCCGCGUUUUACUUUGUUUUUUCUCGCUUUUUGCUUUUUUUCAUCCCCUCCCUUCUCGUUGCUUUUUCGUUCCGUCUCUACAUGCAUAUCCAUGGAUCUGCUUUUUUUUUU
This is a messenger RNA of Blastomyces gilchristii SLH14081, 2267 nucleotides long. RefSeq lists its product as uncharacterized. The record is from RefSeq and is a predicted model, not a curated record. NCBI's taxonomy places the organism in Eukaryota, Fungi, Ascomycota, Eurotiomycetes, Onygenales, Ajellomycetaceae. The transcript is spliced from 3 exons. Bases 1 to 399 code for a protein of 132 amino acids.